CUCCCCCCUUUACUUUCACUCUUUCUUUCUUUCUCUAUGAAAGCUGGAGCUUAUUAUUGAGCCUUAGCUCGCAAGCAUUGGGGGUUCGAAGCGCACAAACGCAGAGAGAGAUGGGGAAGUACAUUCGCAAGGCCAAAACGACAGGCGAGCUAGCCGUCAUGGAGGUGUCCCAGUCGUCCCUAGGGGUACGCACGCGCGCGCGAACCCUAGCACUCCAGAAGUCGCCGGCCCCUCCUCCUUCUCCGUCUCCGCCCGCUGCCUCCGGCUCCUACCUGCAGCUCCGGAGCCGCCGGCUAGAGAAGCCCCCGGUCGCUCUUUCGACUCAGGACUCCGGGACCAAGCGCCACAAGCAGGCUGCUUCCAACCCUAGGGCGGGGUCGAGCCUGAGAGUGGGCUCCCAUGUGCCCAAGGGCGUCGACCAGGAGGCCGAGGAGGUUGAGAAAGAGGAGGACCUUCAAGAGAAGAACGAAAAGAGUGGCAACAACAACAAUGGUGAUUUAGGGGUUGAGGAAGCUUCGUUUGGAGAGAAUGUUUUGGAGUUUGAAGGUAGAGAGAGGAGCACUCGUGAAUCCACACCUUGCAGUUUGAUUAGGGAUCCAGACAGCAUAAGAACCCCCGGUUCUACUACCAAGCCUACCGGCACAACUGAGACUAACCGGAGAACGCAGAACACAACGCGGAGGCAUAUCCCAACAGCACAGGAAAUGGAUGAGUUUUUUGCUGCUGCUGAAGAAGAGCAGCAAAGACAAUUCAUUGAGAAGUACAACUUUGAUCCUGUGAAUGACAAGCCCCUCCCAGGGCGUUAUGAAUGGGAGAAAUUGGAGCCUUAGAAGAUAUUACUGUUCCAUCAGGGCUUAUUUUCCUGCACAUUCUGGGUUGAUCUUGAGCUUAGGAAUUUUGAAGUAGCAGGAGUUAGUUUUAGUUGGAAUGGUGAUGGUUUUAUUUCCAUUUUCCAUCAUCACCUAAUUCACUUGUAAAGAAAGAAGUAGGAGUGUCAGUGACGUGUGUAGACUAAUGGUCUGUAACAUAACAGAGGUUAUGACGUGUGAGUUACACAACAAAUACAUAUCAAAGUCCUUUGUCUAACAGAUCAUCUGAAAGAGGGGGAGGGAAAGAAGGGUUGUACUUGUAGGUGUAGGGUUAGGGCUCAUCCAACUAUGUGGUACAGAAAUUUACUUAGGUUUUCUUUUUCUUUUUUUUGGGUACUGUAUUUUCCUCCCUUUCUUUGUCAAUACUUGUACUGAUGGAACUUUGAAAAAACUGUGGAAUAAACAUGACCCGUUUCCCCUCU
Corylus avellana is the source of this 1291-nucleotide messenger RNA. Its product is annotated as cyclin-dependent kinase inhibitor 5. The record is from RefSeq and is a predicted model, not a curated record. Gene Ontology annotation, molecular function: cyclin-dependent protein serine/threonine kinase inhibitor activity. Gene Ontology annotation, cellular component: nucleus. NCBI's taxonomy places the organism in Eukaryota, Viridiplantae, Streptophyta, Magnoliopsida, Fagales, Betulaceae. Gene Ontology annotation, biological process: negative regulation of cyclin-dependent protein serine/threonine kinase activity.